CAAAACAAUAAGAGAGGGUUCAAAUAGAUCCAUGGUUCAGCUCGACGGAGCGACAACAUCAAUUGUGCUGAGCGUUAUAACUACCGUAUGUCUCACAGGCUGACCAAGGAACAGCUGGACGCACAGUUUGAGCAGUUUUUGAAAGAGUCUGUUUCAGAUGACUCUGUGGAUUUGGCCUCCCCUGACAAGCAGCGCCAUGUGAAAAGCAGCCAGAAAACAACAGCGUCAUGGUGGCAAGAUGACCAACACAGCAGUGGGGGAACAGAGGAAGCACUGGCCAAACGCAGAUUUAUCAAAUCCAAAAAACCAGAGCCAGAGAUCCACAAGCUUGUCAGCGAGGAGUCCGUCCACAAACCCGUCCCCAAACCUCGCAGUAAGGCUCCGUCUAAACCUGCUCACUUUGACAAGGCUCCAGAAGCAGCAGCCUUGGACCUUUUCCAACCUGUGGAAAUACACAAGGCUCCAUCUAAGGACUCCUACUCAGAAAGUGUGAGCAGUCGGGCCGGUGGAAACCUUCACAGUUCUGAUGAAAGCAGAGACAGUCCAGGCACUGCCGGCGGUUCCCUGGGGGAACGGGACGAUGCGCCGUCAGAGUCGGCUGCGUCCUUCAGAAAGUCUUUUAGGAAGUCUCAGCCGAUUCAGGAGGAUGACGAGGAGCUGGGAGAUGCCGGUCUCAGCAGAGACGCCCCGGAGACGGAGACGGAGAGCGGCAGAACCCGACCAUGGGAGUCGGCGGUGCCAGCAGCAGCGGGGAACGUGAGCAGCGUGGGGUUGGAUACUCUGGAAGAGGAAGAGGAGAAAGCCACGUUCUUUGCUCAGUUUGAGGCAGGAGCUUCAUCAAGCAUUGAUUACUCCAGGCUGAACAGGGAGUUGGACUUGAGCGGUUUUGCUGUUGCUCCGGACCUCAGGGAAGCAGAGGAAGCCGCUCGGGGGCAAAGGGAAGAUGAUCCAAGCCAGGCCAGAGGAUCUCAAGACUCCCCCGACUACAGCGAAGACUUUGAAGAUGAGGACGACGGGGAGGAGCUGGACCAGAAGUCUAAAGUGUGUCCAAGUCCUGCAGGAGAGUCUCUCUUGGACUCUCUGGGCGGUGCUGGUGGAGACGACCAAAGAAAGGAGACGACUGGCUCGCUGGACAGAGCAGGGCAUUCCCGUGCCCAGAGCGGAGGCUCGGAGAUGGAGGCUCUUCAGGAGGCUUACAGACACAUCCAAACGGUUGACGGUCCAGACGAGCAGCACGUCUCGUGUUUGGUGGCGAGGCAGAAGAGCAGCCGGCCGACGUCUCCAUCCUCUCCUCCUCGCCCCGCUUCCACCACUCAAUCAGACCUCCCUACUGCAGAGGAGCUGAUGAUGCCCAUCCGACCAGAAACCAGCCACGUGAGAGGCUUCAGCCUCCCGUCUGUCAGUGUCCCGGACCCCCCCCAGACGCCCCGCUCCCUGGACAGGACUUUCCGAGUUGAUGCUCCGGCAGAGUCAGAACAAAAGCAGCCAGGAGCAGCUGACCCUGCUUCCGGAACCAACGGGGCCCCGGGUCUGAGGAGCCCUCCGUCCCAGGCCCCGGACCCCCCCAACCAGGCCCCGGACCCCCCCAACCAGGACCUGGACCCCCCCAACCAGGACCCGGACCCCCCCAACCAGGACCUGGACCCCCCCAACCAGGACCCGGACCCCCCCAACCAGGACCUGGACCCCCCCAACCAGGACCGGACAUGGAGCCUCAGGGAGGAGGUGGACAGACUGAUGCAGGACAAUAAAACACAUUCCUCUGACUCAUCCUCCAGUGUGGGCAGAGCCAGGAACCGCCCGGUGAGCAGCCGUUUAAAACAGGCUCCCGGAGGCCCGUCUGUUGUCCCGUCUUUUGUCCGUCCUGCCCCGUCUCCAGGGAGGAGACCUGCGGUGGUCUCUGGUGGAGGCCGGACCCCCGCCAGGUCCUCAGGGUCCAGCAGAGCUGCUGCCAGGGGCAGAGGCCACUCCUCCGUCAGCCAACCCCCACGGCAGCCACCAAACACCCGGCCUCUGAAGAAGAGCCCAGAGGAAGGGGACAGGAAGUCUGCAGAGCUGGAGCUGAAGGGUGGGCUGGCGGCAUCUGUCCAGUCCUUGGUGGCCGUUCUCCAGCAGCAGAUGGACACCAGUCGUCAGGGAGGUGCACAGGGAGGUCCUGAAGAACCCAGACCUCAGCAAGCUCCUCCUCAGAUCAGUAAGCCCGAGGAGAAGUGUGAGGUGGAGGAGCUGAGAGCCCGGCUGGCCCGGAGGGAGAGGGAGCUGCUGCUGAUGGAGAAGGAGGCGGAGGAGCUGAAGAAUCUCCGGCAGCACAACUACCUCCUGCAGAGCAAACUGCAGAAUGCAGAAGAGGCCAGUCAGAAGAGGAGAUGGGUGGAGGCUGCAGACCCUGGAGACAAGUUUAAGAGAAUGGAUAAAGAACUGACGGAGCAGGAGACUCUCAUCAAAGGUUACCAGCAGGAAAAUGAGAAGUUGUAUCUGCAAGUGAAGGCUCAGCAGGCCAGGAAUAAGGAGAACGAGGAGGCGAUGUUCAAGGAAAACCAGCGGCUGCUGGCGGAGCUGACCCUCACACGGGAGCAGCUGAGGAAACCCUCCCAGCCUGCGGGAGGUGUGUGCGUGGGUCACGUUCAGCGUAUUUCAGACUUGUUAGGUCAGAUCAGUGUACUCCAGAGGAAGGAGACUGAGCUGCUGGAGGGAAAUCGCAGGCUGAACCAGCAGAGGCAGAGUGUGCAGGUGGAGCUGCAGCUCAUGAAGAAGGAGAGAGACCUGGCUAGAGCUCAGGCCGUCUCCAGCUUAGGAGAUAAGACGUUUGAGAUCCGUGUCCUGGAGGACAAGCACAAAGAGGAAGUGGCAGCCUUGAAGAAGAAGCUCCAGUGGUUUGCUGAGAAUCAGGACUUACUGGACAGAGACGCGAGCAGGCUGAAGGCUGCCACGGCCGAGACCCACCAGCUCCAGGAACAGGUAGAAAAACUGAAACAGGAAGUAGGCAGAAGGAGCAGUGAGCAGCAGAAAAAGCCCAGAGACAAAUCUGUGGACACGAAGAGAAUCCAGGACCUGGAGAGACAGGUGAAGGAACUGGAGCAGAUUCUGAGACGCAGAAACCCAAACUCCCUGCCCGCACUGAUCUGUGCCGCAGCGGCGGCUGCUGGUCCCGAGCAGAGCGGCUCUGCAGGCUCGGCCUCGGCCUCGCCCGGCCGGGUCAGCGCCCUGCUGGAGCGCAGGGUGCAGCACCUGGAGGCGGAGCUGGAGGGGAGCAGUGAAGAGGCCAAGCGCUGCCUGCGUGCCAUGGAGCAACAGUUUCACAGGAUCAAGCUCCGCUACGAGCAGCAGAUCUCUGACCUGGAGCAGCAGCUGCAACAGAAGCAGCAGCGUGAAGCAGCAGCCGGGUCGGCUCCGGGACAGUCACAGGAAAGUUCUCAGGAGAAAGAGAGCCACUCCCUCCAGCAGCAGCUCAAUAACAAGGUGCAGGCGAGUCCAGGACGACACCAGCGUCCAGCCGAGGCUGCUGUUGGAGCUCGGCUGGAGCGGCUGAACCAAGAGCCCGGCACCAGGACAGGCUGCGUUCAGGAGCCCAGCUGCACCGGGGAGAGGUUGCAGAAAGAAAGGAGACCCGACCCGCGGGCAGAGAAGCGCUCUGCAGAGUCCAGACGCCGGCCCGGCUGCACCGCUGCAGGAGGAGACACGUCUGCAGGAGGAGACACGGCUGCAGGGCCACAGGCAUUUCCAGCUGCCCAGUAUGAGAAGACCUACCAGCCCGCCGUCUUCUCAGGGAGUCACAUCUCCGAGGUUCUCCAGGAGAACGAGGCUUUGCAGCAGCGCGUGGAGCUUCUCCUCCUGCAGGGGGAGCAGGAGAAGGAGGCGCUGAGAGCUGAAGCUCUCCAGGCCCAGGAGGAGCUGUGCAGGAUGAAGCAGCACCUUUUAGAGCAGCUGUCCUGCGUGAAGGCAGAGCACCUCAGGGUGCUGGAGGGCCUGCGGGCCGCCCACGCCCUGGAGCAUUCAGCCUCCAAGGUGGCAGAGCUGAGCAACAAGCUGAGCUCUCAGGAGAUAUCCAUGAAACAUCUGCAGGAACAGUGUAAGGAACUGCAGGGAUCCACGGAGGCCCUCGCCCUAUCCAAGAGCCGAGAAGACGCUCUGCAGAGACAGCUGAGCCGGCUGCUGCAGGAGCUGAAGGACGCUAAAGACUGUCAGAGCUCCGAGGUGAAACUCCUGCAGAACCUGGAGAACAAGAUGGUGAACAUGGAGCUGAGACACCGGCACCGGGAGGAGGAGCUGACGCAGGUGAUGGGGGGGUCCUGGCAGGUUUCCCCUGACCUGCAGGCGGAGGCCGAGCGCUGGCGGCGUCUGGCCCAGCACCGGAGCAGAGAGCUGGAGGGCUUCCGUCUGGAGCUGGACUCCAUCCUGGACAUCCUGAGACACCUGCAGAGGACGGGGGGGGCCCUCCCCCCCGCCGCCCCCCCGGCAGGGCCACAGGCCCCCGGAGCCGGGGACGGGAGGACGCAGGCCGACAGCUCCUACAGAGAGCUGUGUUAGGGGGAGUGGAGCUCCUUAGAAUGGAAUCAUUUCCUAGAAUGGAAUCAUUUCCUAGAAUGGAAUCAUUUCCUAGAAUGGAAUCAUUUCCUGAAAAUAUAAUAAAAUUUGCA
This is a messenger RNA of Cololabis saira (Pacific saury), 4637 nucleotides long. It is a transcript of the gene cep162, whose product is annotated as centrosomal protein 162. The coding region runs from base 88 to 4527 and encodes 1479 amino acids. The transcript is spliced from 31 exons. Gene Ontology annotation, biological process: cilium assembly. The record is from RefSeq and is a predicted model, not a curated record. Gene Ontology annotation, cellular component: centriole; axonemal microtubule; centrosome. Lineage: Eukaryota; Metazoa; Chordata; Actinopteri; Beloniformes; Belonidae.